UCGGCCAUCUUCGCGGCGGGCGGGCGGCGGAAGCUGCGUCAGGGGCGGCGGCGGGGCGGGGCGGGGCGGGCCCGGCCCCGGUGGCGCCGCCGCCGCCGCCAUGGCGCUGUCUCCUUACGUGCAGGCCAUGCAGGAGCUGUUCCGCGCCAACACGCGGAGCCGCGAGUUCCCGGCGCACGGUGCCAAGGUGCACUCCGUGGCCUGGAGCUGCUGCGGCCGCCGCCUCGCCUCCGGCUCCUUCGACAAAACCGCCAGCGUCUUCCUACUCGAGAAGGACCGGCUGGUGAAGGAGAACAACUACCGCGGCCACGGGGACAGUGUGGAUCAGCUCUGCUGGCACCCCAGCAACCCUGACCUCUUCGUCACGGCGUCUGGGGACAAAACCAUCCGCAUCUGGGAUGUCCGCACCACCAAGUGCAUCGCCACUGUCAAUACCAAGGGGGAGAACAUCAACAUCUGUUGGAGCCCUGACGGACAGACCAUUGCAGUGGGCAACAAGGAUGAUGUCGUCACUUUCAUUGAUGCCAAAACGCAUCGCUCCAAAGCUGAGGAACAGUUCAAGUUUGAGGUGAAUGAGAUCUCCUGGAACAACGAUAACAACAUGUUCUUCCUCACUAAUGGGAAUGGCUGCAUCAACAUCCUCAGCUACCCAGAGCUGAAACCCAUUCAGUCUAUCAAUGCCCAUCCUUCAAACUGCAUUUGCAUCAAGUUCGAUCCCAUGGGGAAGUACUUUGCCACAGGCAGUGCUGACGCGUUAGUCAGCCUCUGGGAUGUGGAUGAACUGGUGUGUGUGAGGUGCUUCUCAAGGCUUGACUGGCCUGUGCGAACACUGAGCUUUAGCCAUGAUGGGAAGAUGCUGGCGUCGGCAUCAGAAGAUCACUUCAUUGACAUUGCAGAGGUGGAGACAGGAGAGAAGCUCUGGGAGGUGCAGUGCGAGUCCCCCACCUUCACAGUGGCCUGGCACCCGAAGAGGCCGCUGCUGGCCUUCGCCUGUGACGACAAAGAUGGCAAAUACGACAGCAGCCGGGAGGCAGGCACUGUCAAGCUCUUCGGGCUCCCCAAUGACUCCUAAUGAAACCGCACCGGGGGAGGCAGCACUUUCCUGCUCUUGGGGGUGGGAGAGUGCUUAGUUAGCAUAGGUCAGGGUGAAGAGAUGACUCCGUUCCUUGCCUGCUUGGCAGUACAGUGACCUUCGGCUCA
Molecule: messenger RNA, 1200 nt
Organism: Tyto alba (common barn owl)
Lineage: Eukaryota; Metazoa; Chordata; Aves; Strigiformes; Tytonidae
Gene: THOC3
Product: THO complex 3
Exons: 6
Coding region: 101-1072 (323 amino acids)
Biological process (GO): mRNA export from nucleus
Cellular component (GO): THO complex part of transcription export complex
Molecular function (GO): protein binding
Source: RefSeq, a predicted model, not a curated record